AUGUUACUACGCCUUGCCGUGCGCUCCAGCAAGCCUUCACCCUCAGAAAUUGAGGCAGACGUUCUCCCGGAAGCAAGUACUCUGGGAAGGACUCUGACAUGGAGAAGUGCCUAUAUCAUCACCAUCUCGAGAGUAUUGGGCUCAGGCAUUUUCGCCACCCCCGGCGUCAUCUUGGCUUCUGUCGGCUCUCCAGGCCUCGCACUUACGCUCUGGGUCGUAGGCGCCAUUCUCGCAUACUUUGGUCUUGCCCUUUCGCUGGAAUACGGAUGCAUGUUGCCACGGAGCGGAGGCUCAAAGACGUAUCUGGAGUUCACGUACAGGAAACCAAAGUACCUGGCCAGCAUCCUGGUUGCGACGCACGCCAUACUUCUGGGCUUCACAGCGAGCAAUUGCAUCGUUUUCGCGCAGUACAUGUACUUUGCAUUCCGCGUGGAUGGAACAGAAACCGGCCGCAAGGCCAUCGCGGUGGGACUUUUGACAUUAAUCACAUUGAUGCACGCCUGCUUUCGACAAGCCGGCAUCCGGAUACAGGAUUUCCUUGGUUGGAUCAAGAUUGCGAUGAUUGUUUUCAUGAGCUGCAGUGGCAUCUUCGUUGUGCUCUUCAGGCCGGAUCAACGAGAUGUGAGGCAUGCAGCAGCGGACUUGAUGCCGCCGGCAGAUGAACUGAAUUGGACUUGGGCUGGUUUCUGGGCGGGCAGUAUCUGGUCUUUUGGCGCUAUUGCGACUUCCAUCCUCAAAGUGUUCUACUCCUUCGCUGGGCUCAGCAACAUCAACAAUGUCUUGAAUGAGGUCAAGGAUCCGGUACGAACGCUCAAAUCUGUCACCCUGGCCUCUUUGGCUACGGCGUCGGCAAUGUACGCUCUUGCCAACAUGGCUUACUUACUCGUCGUACCUCUGGACGAAGUCAAGACGAGUGGUGAACUCAUUGCAGCUUUGUUCUUCCAGCGAGUCUUUGGAGAGACGGUGGGGAGGAGAAUUCUUCCCGUCAUGGUCGCCCUCAGCGCAGCUGGUAACGUCAUGGUGGUGACCUUCGCCCUGGCACGCUUGAACCAAGAAAUUGCACGAACUGGUCUGAUCCCAUUGUCAAAACUACUAUCAUCCACGAAGCCUUUUGGGUCGCCCAUGGGAGGACUCAUCGUGCAUUACAUCCCCUCGGUGCUGGUUCUCACAAUCCCCAGCGGCGAUGUAUAUUCCUUCAUCCUGGAAGUAGAAGGAUAUGCUGGGCAAGUGAUCACCGUUGCACUGGCAUUUGGUUUGAUUUGGUUGAGGUUCAAGAGGAAGGACUUGCACCGUCCGUACAAGGCGUUUCUGCCAGGAGUUGGAAUCCAGCUGGCUGUUGCAUUGGCCCUCCUCCUGGCGCCUUUUUUUCCGAGUGAGAAGCAGAAGGAAAAGGGUUGGUUUGGUGGAGUGGCUUAUGCUAUUGUGGGUAUCACAGUGUAUGGACUGGGUGUGGUGUACUGGUAUCUGUUUGCUAGACUUUUGCCACGAUGGCGAGGCUAUAGACUUGAAGAUCAGACUGAGAUCUUGGACGAUGGAACUACCGUUACAAGAGUCGCACAUCCCAGUGAGGAUGGUUCGCCACCCAAGCCUGCAUACGUGGGCCGCCCGGAGACCUAUGAGAGACCGCUUGAUACCCACAAGGCGAGGAUUCUGGAUGUCUCCGGCGAUGAGGACAAGUACACGCUUGAUGGCCAUGGGUUCCAAUUUGUGUCUCAUGUCAGCAAGGAGAAGGAUUUCUUGGAUGAUGAGCAGAUCAAGGCUGGGUACUACAAGGAGGUGGAUCAGCUUUUGAAGGAUGUAACUGGCGCCUCCCGUACCUUCAUCUUCGACCACACCAUCCGCCGCCCCGCCAAGGAAGGCAACACCCCAGCCCUCCGCGGCCCCGUCCAACGAGUCCACAUCGAUCAAUCCUACCAAGCCUCCCUCUCCCGCGUCCCCUACCACCUCCCCGAAGAAUCCGACAAGCUCGUCAAAGGCCGCGUGCAAAUCAUCAACGUCUGGCGACCCAUCAAGAAAGUCCUCCGUGACCCCCUCACCGUCGCCCAAGCCCAGACGGUCGGUGAAGAAGACCUCGUCCCAGUGGGUCUGAUCUACGAGAAGCGGAAUGGCGAGACGUUGUCUGUGAAGCACAAUGAUAAGCAUCAGUUUUACUAUAAGCACCACCAGACCCCCGAGGAGGUCCUAUUGAUCAAGUGCUUUGAUAACCGCGCGGGCGUGGAGAGUGAUCCGAAGUACAAGGAGAGGGCGAAGAGGGUGCCGCAUUCGGCUUUUGAGGUUCCUGGGACUGAGAAUGAGGAGGCGAGGGAGAGCAUUGAGGUGAGGUGUUUGGUUUUCCAUGAGGAUGAUGUUGAGUGA
This is a messenger RNA of Zasmidium cellare ATCC 36951, 2355 nucleotides long. RefSeq lists its product as uncharacterized. Gene Ontology annotation, biological process: amino acid transmembrane transport. The coding region runs from base 1 to 2355 and encodes 784 amino acids. NCBI's taxonomy places the organism in Eukaryota, Fungi, Ascomycota, Dothideomycetes, Mycosphaerellales, Mycosphaerellaceae. The record is from RefSeq and is a predicted model, not a curated record. The transcript has 5 exons. Gene Ontology annotation, molecular function: L-amino acid transmembrane transporter activity; oxidoreductase activity. Gene Ontology annotation, cellular component: membrane.